Molecule: messenger RNA, 672 nt
Organism: Neoarthrinium moseri
Lineage: Eukaryota; Fungi; Ascomycota; Sordariomycetes; Amphisphaeriales; Apiosporaceae
Exons: 2
Coding region: 1-672 (223 amino acids)
Source: RefSeq, a predicted model, not a curated record
AUGGGUAGCUCGCCGUCAGGCGCCGCCGAGGAACGCGGGCUUGGCCCUCAAACCGGAACUGGAGGCAGUGCGGGAGGAGGACCCGUUGCCCAAGUCGAUGUGUCGCGUCGUGGCUCGUCGAUCCAAAAUCCAAUUGAUUUGGAUGCCUCGAGCGAACCAGCUCCUUCGCCUUUGCCGGAAUGGCUAACACCAGCGUCAGGAUACAGUGGCUUAUCCCCAUCCACGGCGUUUCAACCUCGAGCCUACCAAUAUCCUGAAGGCUCCACUGGAGCUAAUACGCCACGUCCCGGUGCCGUGGGUGGCCUACCCACAUCGCUAACACCCGAUUCUAGAACAAGCUACGACUCGCCAUCUCAGCUUUUACAAGAAGUCCAUACAUCUGGUGGUGGACCUAUCGAUGAACAGGCUAGUUCAGGGGAUCAAUCUCAGCCGUCCUUGCCGCCGGAGGCAAAGUAUCCCUUUGAUCCUUCGGGGGAUAGGAUGGAGCCGUGGCCAGCAGUAGAGAAACUUCUCCAGGAAAAUCCUGGCUCUUGCGAUCGCUGUCUCAUAACUCACGAGGGAGAUAGCCACAAGUCGGAUGAAUACCAUUGCAAUGAGUGCGGCGACAUGGUUUGCACUUUCAACCUUAAAAACGAAAGACCGACCGCGGAGGAAAGGUUUGGGGAAAAGUAA